AUGGCAGCUGAUCCACCAGUACAUCUGAAGAUAUCCAGUGCAUCAAUGGGAGAUUAUGAAGGCAGGUUAUCAUACUUUGGUGAUUAUCACAUAUGCGGUAACCGACUUCGAUCUAUACUAUCCAGUCAAAAGAGUAUCACGAAAUCUCGAACAAUGCCUUAUCCGUUGUAUAGCGAAUGUUGUGAGAAUUCCCUGCCCAAUUCUCGUUGCACUGCCAACGUGCUAGCUGAUUGCCUGAAAUCUUCACCUUUAUAUCAUCGCCAAGAAUCGGAAAGAUGGGGACAAGCAAUCAAUUAUUAUCAAGUGAUGAUGAAUAAUCGUGAUCAGUGCUGUACUUCACCGCCCAAUUCACCGGUCAAUUUAGGAACACCUCAUAAAAAUUCCACUUGUGGCGCAUCCUUAUCUGCUUGUGAUUCACCUUUAGGUGAUAUCGACAAUAUGUGUACAAUAGGUUCGUUGAAUGGAAGCUUGAUGGGGUCUUUUCCAUCAUUGACAAGAGUAUCCACAAAAAAUCGAAGCUUGCAUGGAACAAAUCCACAAUCUCGUGGUGAUUCCUUACUCGAGCUGGAAGCCGUUGCUGCUGUUCAUGAGCUCUCAUUUGCAGUGAAAACAAUUUCGGUUUCCGAAAUACUUCCCCGAGCACCGGAUCUGAUUUUCGUCAAUGUUACCACUGUUGAAGGGCAACCGUACUGCUUAGAAUUAACGUUAAAAGGUUGGCGUGUCACAUCUCUACGACAUGAUUGCAUGCAAGGUGAUUAUACCCGUUUGGAUCUCUUCACCGUUUACUACGAUACAUUGUACGACUUAAUGGAUAAACUUUCACCUGACUAUAGAAAUCUUUUCAGUGAGAAAUUGGCGCAAAAAUUGCGGAUGCUUCAGGCUGCUGAGGACGAUGAUUUGACAGUUUUAACACCCUCCUCCAAUGCUAUGUUAUCAAUAGAUAUGACUAAUAAUUUAAACACUGAAACACCAAUAUGCUACGAAAC
Molecule: messenger RNA, 986 nt
Organism: Cercopithifilaria johnstoni
Lineage: Eukaryota; Metazoa; Nematoda; Chromadorea; Rhabditida; Onchocercidae
Source: the annotation of a GenBank genome assembly